AUGGACGCUGGCAAUUUGAUCGCGUCAGUGGUAGCAUGCUUUCUGCUAGUCCGGCUGUUGUCUAUUGGCAUGCGAAACCGGAAUAUGCCUCCAGGUCCGCCAACACUGCCCAUCAUUGGAAAUCUAUAUCAGAUCCCCAAAAAGGACAUACACCUGCACCAUCAGAAAUGGGCAAAAAAAUACGGACCGAUUUUCUCCCUCAAAAUGGGAAGCCAGGAUGUCAUCGUCCUUGCCAGCGGCGAUAUGAUCAAAAGACUCGUGGACAAGCGGAGCGGCAACUAUGCAGACCGGCCAGCCCUCUUUAUGCAGGACGUCUUCGAGCACUCGAGGAUCAUCAUGCGAGGCUACGACGACCUGUGGAAAGUCGAGCGGAAACUCUACCACCAGUUCCUCAACAGCACAAAGGCGGCACGGUACACGCCUUACCAGGACCUGGAGACGAAGCAGCUCUGCUUCGAUCUCCUGCGUCAUCCACAACACUUUGAAGCACUGAUCACAAGGACGACACUAAGUGCCGCCACCAGCAUGGCGUACGGAUUUCGCGUGACUGACCCGGCCAACCCUAUCAUGAAGGAGCUCCUCCACAAUGCCCACGGGUUCUUCACCAUGGUCCACAAAAGCCAGUUGUUUGACUGGUAUCCUCAGCUGCGAUCCAUUGCGCGCUGGCUACCGCCGUUCUUGUAUCGAAUGUAUCGAGACGCCAGAGAGAUCUUUCGUCGAGAGAAAGCACAGUUUCACCAGCUGCUCAGCGAUGCUAGGAAGACAAUGGCCUACCAGAACUCGCUUCCAAGCUUCGCAUCAGAUAUAGUUCGAGCGCAAAAAUCUUGGGAGGGAAAGCAGGAAGGUACCAUCUUGACUGACCAUGCCGCCGCAUACAUCGCUGGAAUUGCCAUGGAAGGAGCAACAGAUACCCAGAGCAACCAGCUAGCUGGGUUCAUCAAGGCAAUAAUGCUGUAUCCGGAGGUCCAGAAGCAAGCUCACGUCCAACUAGACGAUAUCGUUGGGACUGAUCGAUUGCCUGAGCCAAGCGAUCUUGAAACCUUGCCAUACAUACGGCAGAUCAUGAAAGAAACCCUCCGAUGGAUGCCGACAGCGGUGACCAGUGCAAUUCCCCACGCGGCUCGCGCCCAAGACGAAAUUGACGGCUACAUAAUCCCCAAGGGGGCAACCAUCCUUCUUGCGGUCUGGGCGGCGAACAACGACCCAGCUCUUUUCCCGAACCCUCGCGUCUUCGAUCCGUCUCGGCAGAACCCCAACUUUUCGAUGGGGGAAGCAGCACUCGCGAGUGACAUCCGCGACCGCGAUCACUGGACGUUCGGCGCAGGCAGGAGGAUCUGUCCAGGGAUCCACGUCGCCGAGGGGACAUUGCUUCUGGCCAUGGCCCGGAUUCUAUGGGCGUUUGACAUCUCCAAAGCCAAAGACGCUCACGGCAGGGAGAUCGAAGUUGACCAGGACGAACUUACACAGUCGAUUGCGGCAAGGCCACUUCCGUUCAAGUAA
This is a messenger RNA of Cladophialophora psammophila CBS 110553, 1500 nucleotides long. RefSeq lists its product as uncharacterized. The record is from RefSeq and is a predicted model, not a curated record. Gene Ontology annotation, molecular function: heme binding; oxidoreductase activity, acting on paired donors, with incorporation or reduction of molecular oxygen; iron ion binding. Bases 1 to 1500 code for a protein of 499 amino acids. The transcript is spliced from 6 exons. NCBI's taxonomy places the organism in Eukaryota, Fungi, Ascomycota, Eurotiomycetes, Chaetothyriales, Herpotrichiellaceae.